Messenger RNA from Colletotrichum graminicola M1.001, 2730 nucleotides. Its product is annotated as MYND finger. The transcript is spliced from 3 exons. The record is from RefSeq and is a predicted model, not a curated record. NCBI's taxonomy places the organism in Eukaryota, Fungi, Ascomycota, Sordariomycetes, Glomerellales, Glomerellaceae. The coding region runs from base 1 to 2730 and encodes 909 amino acids.
AUGGAUGCUGCCUCGGAUGCAAAUGAGGCAACAGCUGCCAUUUUGACCCAGGGCGAGGACGUCCCCGAGGCUCUUUCCUCUUUCGUCCCUACCUCUACCACGCAGGCCGACGACGGUUUCAUCAACAUCCUAGACCUCGCCGUCAACCAGACGAAGACACAUCACACCAGAAGCGAUUUAUUCUCUUUUACUAUCCACGCGGUAAACGCCUGCCUUUACCCUCUUACUCAUUUCAUUUCAUUCGUUAUCCUUGUAUUCAAUUUUCCUUGGACUCUCACCCUGAAGCGCGAAUCCGCCGUCGACCGCGUCUUGAGAGAAGCCGACAUGGCUCACCAGGGCCUCUACGACUCGCCGAAGCGAUCCUUUUUCCCGUCGACCGGCAGAGAGCACCUCCUCCGCCUAGUCAACGUCUCUGGAUCCACGCAAACCCCUGUCCCCAAGAAGCUCACCGAAAACGACAAGAAAUGCCUUCGCCAGCUAGACUACAUACUCUGGCAAGAUGAACUUCCCCCGCACUUCGACCGCGCCCGGCGUUACGAUUGCAUGCCCGGCGACCCCGUCGAUCGGCUCUUCGCGGCCCUCCCCAGCGUUGCCGAUGACGACGGCGGUUUUAAGGAGCCCGACGCUGCGGCCCAACACGAUCGCCGCUUCGUCCUCGCCCUUUGGCCCUACGCCAAUUCCUCCCUCGAGGACAUACUCGACAACACGAAGGACCCCAACGCCCACAAUUACUGGUGGGCCGCCCGCUUCGCCUUCUCCGUGUGGGAGCGCUCCGACCUGUCCAUCCGCUGCGCCUUCACCCAGCUACUUGGUCAGCUCGCCGCCGCCCACAUCGUGCCAAUCGAUAAGGAUUGCAUCGAAGUCGUCCCUGGCCACAAGUGCAGUGUCAGCAACGAGAGUGAGCCCUGCCCAGGUGAGGCGUACGUCAAGCGGAAUGACUGGCUCAAGUAUGUCCGCUGGAUCCACCGCGGCAGACGGGACGCGGACGCUGUCCUCGAGACCCGGAAAAUCCUGGCGCGAGCCAGUGAGAUGAAAGAGGCCCUCCGAAGCAAUAAGUGUGCUAGGUGUGACGUGGAACGCGGCGGCCCCGGCGCUCCGCCGAAGAACAGCAUGUUCUACUGCUCGGGCUGCUACGUCAGCUGGUACCCGGGCAUUCGCCGCGUGUACUGCUCCAAAGAGUGCCAGAAGGAGGAUUGGGCCAACCACUUCCCCGACUGCCAGCGACGCAAGCACUUCCUCCGAGCCGUCUACCUGUUCAAGGGCGUCGCGGCCAAGUUCAUGGCCGCCACGUACUCGGGCUUCGCCGUUGACUGUGUUGGUGUCGAGCUCCGCGGCGCGGAGAAGAAGGAAAAGUUCGACCGCAGCGGCGUUCCACGCACCGCCGUGUCUCUAGGAGCGUACGGUGCCGGUCACUGGACCGGGCAACAGGUCUUCCCCCUUGGCCAGUCGUUCUUAUCGCACAGGCCGACCGCCGAUGUUCGCAAGGUGUUGGCCUGGGACGCUGGCAACAACCUCUACUACCACCUGCAGCCCAUCAUUGAGAAGAUUCUCGGCCCACAUUGCGAUACGAUCGUCGAGAUGGAGUUCUUCAUCCGCAACGCAACGAGUAUCUCGGCCCUCGCGAGCGAUACCUGUCGCGAGGGGCUCCAGAUCCAAAUUGCAAAGGGAAAGGACCCCAUGUUCUGGCCUCACCCGGUGCUCACCUGUCGUCUCAAAGGCUCCAGCUCCAGACCCGGCGACGUCUUCGUCAUUGACUUGCUUAGCGAAAAGUUCGGAUUCGCCGACGUUGUCCUGCCCUUCACCGCCUUCAUAGAAUCGAGAUACGUGAGCUGCGCCUCGUCGACAAUCAUACAGAACAUGGAGCCUCAUUGGUACCCGCCCUACCAGAAGGGCCUCGUCACUUGCCGUGACACGGUGUCAAGCGCCUGGGCGGAUUGCAUCAAUAAGUACUUUGCCAACUUCUGCCCAAAUCUCAAGGGCCCGUGGCAGGUGGCGUGCCUCAAAGAGGACAAGUGGAGCGAGAAAGCCCGCGGAAUCAUGGCCGUCUCAGACAUCAUCUUCAAGGACAUCACCGACUGCAUCCGCCAACAGGAUAUCUACCGCCAGUACCUCGUCCACGACCCAAACCCGUACUCCCACGAGUUCAGCAUCGGUGUGACCAGCAGCCAGGAGGAGUGUGACCUCUAUAAGAACAUCUGGAUGAAGCGCUCCACCUACGACAUCAUCAUCAAAGAUGACCUCGUCGAGCAGCACAAGAAGCUCCCCCCCGGCUCCGAAGCGCGUCGCCUGACGGCUCUCUGGACUGACCGACUUUCCAAACACGGCAAACGGGCCUCCUUUGACUCGGUCGCGCUUCUCGGCCGGCGGGUGGCGAAGCACUAUGGCAUCUGCACAGAUCACACAGCGGACGAGUACCGUGAGCUGGAGAAGGCGUGGCUAUUGUACAGCGGCAUACCCGAGGCGGACAUCGACAUGUUUUACGAUAGGUGCGUGGAGAUGUUUGGCGACCUUACGAAGAUGGACCCAACGACGCCGGGCUCCAUGACACCCGAGAUGUUCCAAACCAUGAUGAGGCCAGAGGCCGCGCUCGACGGCAUGAAGCACAUGACGGCGGAGGAGAAGAAGACCUUCAUGGCGAUUGGAGCAUACGUCAAUAUGCCCUUCGACAGCGACUUUAUGAUGAGAAUUCAGGCGCAAGCUGCUAAAGUCCUACGACAGAAGAAGAUGUGA